AUGGCUAGUGAACGAGAGAGUGAGUUGUAUGUAAAUGUGGUGACAGAUGAUGGAUGUCGUGAUCGAGUGGAUGAGAUGGAAGAGAAAGGACGUAGUAUUACGCCCUGUACGCAGCUACAGUUGGAUGAGUAUCAUCAAGAUGAUGUCGAGUAUACAAGUGUAUUAUUAUACACGAGACCAGUGGAGAUUACAUCACCUGCGUCAUCUAGUAGUAAUGGUUCUAGUGUGGAGUUGUAUACGACAGGAACAGAUAAACAUAUACGAAAACAUGGUGCAGAUAGAAGACCAAUACCAGCUGCUGCUCCAAUGUCAGGUACAGCGACGGAAACUGACUCUGAUUUGGAAGAAAGUCACAGUAAUCCAGACAAAGAUAAGGAUCAUGGGGUACAAGAUGUGAGUGAUAAAGAAGAUAAUUUACGUGAUGCUGGUUUAGAUACGAAAGCGAAGAUUAAUGAGGAGUGUAAAGAGCUUGAAGAUGCGGGACUGACAGAAGCGAAAGACCGAGAUCGAUUUAAAUUAGCAAUUGCACUGGAUUUUGAGACAGACACGAAUGCGGCAAUGAAUCUUGAUCGACCCAGUGCCACACGGCAGACGUCCAGUAGCUUUUCAGAUUUGGGAGAUUAUGAUGAUUUUUCGUUCACAGAUGCGAUUACAAUACCAAGUGGUGGAGGUACUGGUAGUGUCGAGAGUAACAGCAAUGCUGGUACACCUACGACGCUUUGUCCUAUUUAUGGAAAUGAUUCUUUUCGGUUCACACAUGCGAGUGUGAGUAACUGUGGCUAUGGCAGCUACGAUGCCAUCAGUAAAAUUUCUAGCUCCUAUACCAACAGUCCGGCGAGGAGCGCACGUAGUGCGAAUUCACCAACGAUGUUGCGUCUUGAUAACUGUAGUUACAAUGGAGGGAGAAUCACGCCCACGUUCCAAUUGACACAGCCGGCAGAUGAGUCGCAGCCUUUAAUUGGUGAUAUCUACCCGGUAUCUGGAGAGGUAGUUCGUCUGCGCGCUGACAAUGCAGCAUAUAUUAUCUUUUACAAGAGUGAAGAUAGUGGUGAAGAGCAGAAUUUAAAACAUGAAAUGCUUGCCAUGUCCUCUUCAUCCGAGGAUGACGGUGAUGCAAAUGAGUGGGGUGAGGAAGCUUCUGGAAGAGUCGCUGGUCCCCGUUCAUACGCUUCACUAGGUGCUGCAGGUCACAAGGUGCAAACUGACAACUGCUUUACACGAGACUAUAAUCAUCCGACGCGGUCUUUGGGCAGAGGCUUGUUUCGUGCGUCCACAAGUGUUGGCAGUGCAUUUCUUAAGGGUGCAGCCGGUCUGGUGAAUAAAACGUACCAGGGCGGAGCAAGUGGUGGUGUAUUUGGAUUUGCGAAAGGACUUGGCAUGGGCAUGCUAGGCCUAGGAACACAUACAGUGAAAGGCGCGUUUCGAGGAGUGGGGCAGGUGACGCAUUUGGUUGGCGAAAUGGUGUUGGGUACAGCGCCGCAUUUUAGUAUUGAUGGCACGUUGGUGCUAACUAAUUACCGUAUCAUUUGGCAAGCGCUUAGCACAAAAGAUGCGAUGGAAAUUCCUUUGGCGUCUAUCUUGUCCGCCGAAAGCUCGACCACAGCUCCCCACGUCGCUAACAUUGAAGGCAAACAUCUUAUGCGCACCUCAUUGGCAUUUCAAUUUGAAGCUACAUGCUCAGAGUUCUUAAGCUGUAUCUGGGAGCUUUACUCGGUCGGCGUUUCACCUCCCCAUUAUUUGUUUGCACACUUACACUACCAGGCACUGCGGCACAAGGAACAGGAGACGACAAGCGGAACGGGUCUUGAGACACCAAAUGAUUCGCUUUACAAUGCAGAGGAGGAUUAUCGCCGACUAAAGCUGCUAGACGAAGAUUGCUGGAUGCGGUUGUACGACAACUCAGAGUACACUAUGUUUCCAUCGUACCCAGAUGUGUUUCUGGUUCCUUCAGUGCUGGAUGAGAACGAUCUCCAAGAGCUAAGCGCGUAUCGCAGCGCAAGUCGCAUUCCUGCGGUAGUGUGGCGUCAUCCGCACACAGGGGCGCUUGUUUGUCGAUGUGCUCAGCCUUGUACAGGGUUAAGUGGAUACGUUGUAGAGGCCGACCAAAAACUGGUAUCGGCACUGCAGCAUGCAACGAGCGCGUACGGUGAUGCAAAGUUUCACUUUUUCGACGCAAGAAGCCAAAUGGCAGCAGCAGCCAACUCGGCACAAGGCAAAGGCACUGAAGACCCACGGAACUAUCCAAACACGGAGCUUCACUUUUGUGAUAUUGCGAAUAUCCAUGCUGUGCGCUCAUCAUAUGCAUCGCUAGCGUCAGUAUGUCAGCCUGGCCAGGAUCGUGAAAGUAGUGGGUGGCUAUAUCAGUUGCGAAACACCUUUUGGUUUCUGCAUUUGUCAAGUAUCCUUACGACAUCGCAGGAAAUUUGUCGGUAUUUGUGCCAGAGUGAGUCUGUGAUGAUUCACUGCAGUGACGGAUGGGACCGUACUCCACAACUUACGGCUAUGGUGCAGCUGUUACUGGAUCCGUACUACCGGACAGUAAAUGGUGUGAUGCAGCUCAUCGAAAAGGAGUGGUGCUCUUUUGGACAUCUCUUUCGGUAUAGAUACGCUCAGGGUGACGGGCCAGGCCAGCAAGAAGUUGAGGAACAGUCUCCCGUGUUCAUCCAGUGGCUGGAUGCAUUGUGGCAAAUUUGGCGCCAGCAGCCAUGGGCGUUUGAGUUUAACGAAAUGCUGCUGUCGGUGCUGUAUGAGCACGUAUUCUCUGGAUUGUAUGGAAACUUCCUUUACAACAGUCAGCGCCAGCGAAAACAAGAAGAGGCAAGUGCACCAACACGGUCACUGUGGUAUGUUCUACUGGAACAAAUGGACAAGUACGUGAAUGUGGAAUAUGACAGCGCGAAGAAUUUUAACAGCAUUGGAUUAGUUCUUCCUUUUUCGUCAGAGGAAAACGACUUGGUGAUGUGGGAAAAUCAUUUUGUUUAUGCUGACCCUGUCUGCCGGAAAUACGAAUGA
Peronospora belbahrii is the source of this 3012-nucleotide messenger RNA. NCBI's taxonomy places the organism in Eukaryota, Oomycota, Peronosporomycetes, Peronosporales, Peronosporaceae. The record is from the annotation of a GenBank genome assembly.